Molecule: messenger RNA, 3111 nt
Organism: Protomyces lactucae-debilis
Lineage: Eukaryota; Fungi; Ascomycota; Taphrinomycetes; Taphrinales; Protomycetaceae
Product: ANTH domain-containing protein
Exons: 2
Coding region: 1-3111 (1036 amino acids)
Biological process (GO): actin filament organization; clathrin coat assembly; endocytosis
Cellular component (GO): actin cortical patch; clathrin-coated vesicle
Molecular function (GO): phosphatidylinositol-3,5-bisphosphate binding; clathrin-cargo adaptor activity; actin filament binding
Source: RefSeq, a predicted model, not a curated record
AUGUAUGCCACCAACAACCAGUUCCGCGACGGGCCCAGUCGCAACGUCGAUGUCGGCAAGCAAGAGUCGGAGCUGAGUACGAACAUCAAAAAGGCCACCUCGCCCGAAGAGACGGCCCCAAAACGCAAGCAUGUCCGUGCAUGCAUCGUCUACACCUGGGAUCAUCAAUCGAGCCAGACAUUCUGGCAGGGAAUGAAGCUGCAGCCAAUCUUGUCCGACGAGGUACAGACAUUCAAGGCGCUCAUUGUCGUGCACAAAGUGAUUCAAGAGGGAGCACCCGUCACGCUGGUGGAGGCACAGAAGCAGACUGGCUGGCUAGAGACGUGUGCUCGCUCGUUCAGCAGCACAGUAAAAGGAUACGGUCCGCUUAUCAAGGCCUACGUCGAGUACCUGACGGCGAAGCUCUUGUUUCACCGCUACCAUUCGGAGUUUAAUGGCACAUUUGAGUAUGAAGAGUACGUUACACUCAAAAGCCUGCACGAUCCGAACGAGGGCUAUGAAACAAUCAUGGAGCUGAUGAAUUUGCAAGACCAAAUUGACUCCUUUCAAAAGCUCAUCUUUGCCCACUUUAAAGGCGGCAGCAUUAAUGAAUGUCGCAUCUCUGCGCUUGUGCCGCUUGUGCACGAGUCGUAUGGCAUCUACAAGUUCAUUACGAGUAUGGUCCGGGCAAUGCAUCAUGCAACAUCGGAAGAUGCAUUGGAGCCACUCAGGACGAGGUAUGGCGCGCAGCAUUAUCGGCUGCUCAAGUUUUACUACGAAUGCUCCAACCUACGCUACCUGACCAACUUGAUUGCGAUUCCUAAGCUACCACAGGAUGCACCCAAUCUCAGCGACAAUGAGGAAAUUCCCGCUUUGCCCAGCAGACCGAAAGAUCCCGAGCCAGUAGAUACACACGAGGAGGACGAAGCGCAGCGCCGACAGGCUGAGUAUGAAGCUCAACAGCGUCGUCUACAAGCAGAUCAAGAUGCGGAAAUGCGACGUCAACAAGAGCUGGCUAUGCAACAACAAGCUGAAUUUGAGCGGCAGCAACAAUUACAGCAGGAGCAGCAGCGUCAAGCACAAGAGAACCUGCAGCAGCAGCAAUAUCAAAUGCAGACUCACGGUAGACUCGCUGAGCUCGAACAGCAGCUGCUGGCUAUGCAAGGUCAGUACAAUAAUGAUCAGCUUAUGCUCGAGCAAUAUGAUCGGCGUGUCAAGAUGCUCGAGACGGAGUUGCAGCAAAUCAAUCAGAAUACUGGCAUGCAAUCACAGGCAAAGGAUGAAUUGAUUCGCUCCCUUCAAGAGCAGCUUGCCGCAUGGAAACAAAAAUACGAGGCGCUCGCCAAGCUCUAUACGCAAUUGCGACAAGAGCACAUGGAUCUGCUGGCCAAGUAUAAAAAUGCACAGCUCAAAGCGUCGUCUGCACAAGAAGCCAUCGAUCGUAAGGAAAAGGCCGAGCGUGAUCUCAAGGCCAAGAAUCUUGACUUGGCAGACAUGAUUCGGGAACGAGACCGUGCUCGACUCGAGCUUGAUCGACUCAAGCAUUCUGGUCAGGAUCAAGUGGAGGCCAAGGAACGCGAAUUGCGAGAAGCAUUGGACAAAAUUAACAAUAUGGAGCGCACCUCUGGCUCUGAGCUCUCUUCGAUUGUCAACCGCAACAAUCGCGAGAUUGCAAAUCUGGAAGAACUCUUGCGUACAAAGCAACGUCAGUUGGAUGAUGCCACGCAAAAGCUUGCCGACAAGAUGCGCGAGAUUGAGAACAUUAUCCGCGACAAGGACGAGGAGCUAGAGAUUUACAAGAUGGGCAUGGAUGAUACGCUGCUCAAGAUGAAUGCGAUGCAAAUGAAUGGCGAUAACGAUGCAAUGGAUGAGCAGAUUGACCAAUUGAUCUUGUCGCAAAUUGACAAGCUCAAUGAGAUUAUUGAUGCUGUGCUGACCUCUGCUGCAGCGCGUGUCAACAAUACGGUCUUCGAGCUGGACGACCCGAUGCAAGCAGGUAAUGCCAACACCACACCAGAGUACCUGUUGUCUGUGCUUGAGAAUGGUGCCGCCGCUGCCAACGAGUUUGCCACGGCCAUCAACAACUUUCUGGCUGAUGGGCCUAAUGCUGAUCAGGCAGAGAUGAUUACAGCAACCGAUGCCUAUGCGUCCAGCGUCUUCUCAAGCUUGUACAAUCUCAAAGGUGCACUGCCGUUGACUGGCAGCGAAGAAAUGGCGGAUCAGCUCGUCAAGGAAGCAAAGACAUUGGGAACUCUGGCCAGCAGCUUCUUCCUAGGCGUUGUAUCCUCGAAGCUUCCUGAGGAUGCUGAUCAAAAGACGGACGCCGUUAUCAACUACAACGUUGACCAGCAACAGCAAAUCAUCAAAGUAUCGAAAAUUGUCGAGACACUUGUUCCACGCAAUGCCUUUGACAUUGUGGCCAAGGCGAAUGAGGAUAUUGGCGAUCUGGUGGACCGAGAGCUUGGCGGUGCAGCGCGUGCUAUUGAUGCGGCGGCUGCCAAGUUGCAGGCCAUCUUUUCAAAACAAGACUUUGAGUUGUCUAUCCACGAGAGCUUAUUGGAAGCUGCUAUCGCCAUCACCAAUGCCAUUGCCGAGCUGCUCAAGGCUGCAACAGAAUCGCAAAAGGAAAUCGUCAAUCAAGGUCGCGGCAAUAGUUCACGCACAGCCUUCUACAAAAAGAACAAUCGCUGGACAGAAGGCUUGAUUUCUGCAGCCAAGGCCGUUGCCAAUGCAACCAAUACUUUGAUUGAGUCUGCGGAUGGAGUGAUUAGCGGCACCAAGUCGCCUGAACACAUGGUAGUCGCGAGUAAUCAAGUGGCUGCAGCAACAGCGCAACUGGUGGCUGCAUCGCGAGUGAAGCAGGCGUUCAUGUCCAAGACGCAAGGUAGACUGGAGGAUGCAUCGAAGCGUGUGAAUGUCGCAUGCAGGGCUAUUGUGCGACUGGUGCAAGGUAUGCAAACAGCAAAGAGGACGGACCAGGAGGACUUUGAGGCGUUGGGUGCGCAUGAAUUCAAGGUCAAGGAGAUGGAGCAGCAGGUGCUGUGUCUGAAGCUGGAGCAGGAGCUUGCCACUGCGCGUCUGCGUCUGGGGGCGAUGCGCAAGACGACCUAUCACCAGGAGCUGGAUCUGUAG